CCCUCCGCACUCGAAUUUUUAAAAUAAAAAAAAAUAUAAAAAUGAAUAAAAAUACACCAAGAUCACUGAAAAAACUCAAAAGAUAUAGUAAUUAUCAUUUUUGUAUCGUUAAAGAAUGUAAAAAUACAUCAGUCAAUAGUCCACAUAAGUUAUGGAUCCAAUUACCCAGAGAAAGGAAAAAACGUGAAACCUGGCUAAAACUUGUUGGCAGGGAUCAGGAAUAUUUGUCUCCUAAAACCCUUUACUAUUUUUGUGACGAUCACUUCGACAUGGAAAAUGACAUGGCAAAUUACUUGGAAUACAAAUUAAUGGGAUCAAUAAAACAGAUUCGUAUGAAACCAAAAGCUGUCCCAUCCAGGUCUAAAUUUCGGCGGCCAGAUCACCCACACAAGAAUAUAGAACGGAAUGAAAUAUUAGAGAAUACAAAUUAUUGCAUUGCAGCAUCAUUAUAUAUUCGUCCACGUGCCAAAUUGAUGACAGAUACAGAAGAUUAUAAAACCAACACAAAACAUAUUCCAAAAAAAUGUAAUACUUUUUCCUGCAUUUGCGGCGAGACAUUCUCUUGUGUUACUAGUAUGGAUAAGCAUAGAAAAUUGUAUAAACACUACAUGGUAUACUCCGGUAUGAAGGACGUUACAAAAGCUACACCUGCAGUGAAAUUAAAAAAAAAUAGGAAAAAAAUUGACAGAGGAAAAGCAAUACAUCCAAGCAAGAACAUAAUAUAUCCCUGUGAUAUAAGGGAAAAAACUCAAGAUGAUUCUAGAAGAGAAAACGAAUAUCUGACAGAAGCAGUACCAGUUAGAAAUAGUAAAGAAAAAAAUGAAAUAGCUGCUUGUGAAUUUAUUUUAUCGGAUGUAUUCAUUAAACAGGAAAUAAUAGACGAAAUUAGUAAUAAUAAAGCAGAAGAUGAUGAAAUAGCAGCUAGUCAAAAAGAUAAAGAUAAAAUAGCUGCUAGUGAAUUAAUUAUACCAAAUGUAUUUAUUAAACAGGAAAUAAUAGAAGAAAUUAGUAAUAAGAAAGCAGAAGAUGAUGAAAUAGCAGCUAGUCAAAAAGAUAAAGAUAAAAAAGUUGCUAGUGAAUCAAUUAUACCGGAUUUAUUCAUUAAACAGGAAGUAAUAGAAGAAAUUAGUAAUAAGGAAGCAGAAGAUGAUGACAUUGCAGGUAGUCAGCUGACUAUACCGCCUGUAUUUAUCGAACAAGAAAAAGAGGAAAGUAGUAUAAAGGAAGAAAAAGAUGAUGAAAAAGUUGCUAGUGAAUUGGCUAUACCAUCUGUAUACAUCAAUCAAGAAAUUAUAGAAGAAUGUCUAAUAAAGAAGGAAAAAGAUGAUGAAAUACUUACCAGUGAAUUGAUUAUACCGCCUGAAGUAAUUAAACAAGAAAGUAAAGAUAAAUACACGCAACCAAAACGCAAAAAAAUCUAUAAAAAAUAUGAUGAAGAUGUUAUAGAAGAAGCCCUUAAAGAAUAUAAGGAAAAUAAAAAUUCAUUUAAAGUUAUUGCAGAUAAACACAAUAUACCCAAAACAGUGUUACAUAGGCACUACACAAGAUAUACGAAAAAGCAAGGUGGUCAAACUGCGCUUAGCCAAGAAACAGAAAAAUAUAUCACUAAAUACUUGAAUAUAUGCUCUGAAUGGGGAUAUCCACUUGACGCUUAUGAUGUACGUCUUCUAGUAAAAGAUUAUUUAGACAGAAUAGGAAUUACAGUAAAAAAAUUCAGAGACAAUAUGCCCGGGCCAAAUUAUCUUACAGGUUUUUUAUCGAGGAAUCAACAAGAUAUAUCUCUACGAUUGAGUGAAAAUUUUAAUCGUGUACGAGCAGCCGUAUCCCCUGAAAUAAUAAACCAAUAUUUCGAUGAAUUAGGAUUAUCAUUAGAUGGCGUACCAUUGUGCAACUUAGUUAACUAUGACGAAACUAAUUUGAGUGAAGACCCCGGAAGAAGAAAAAUUAUCUGCAAAAGAGGCGCGAAAUAUCCAGAGAGAAUGAUGAACCACGGUAAGGGAUAUAUUUCACUGAUGUUAGCAGCAGCUGCCGACGGGACGCUACUGCCACCUUACGUGGUGUAUAAAUCGCAGCAUCUAUAUGAUACAUGGACUACAGGUGGCCCUGAAGGCUGUAGAUACAACAGGACCGUCUCGGGUUGGUUUGAUAGACACACUUUUGAGGAAUGGGUGCGAACAGUCAUAUACAGCUACUUUAAAGACAAAACAGGAAAAAAACUUUUAAUUGGUGAUCAUUUGUCAUCUCAUUUAUCCAUUGACCUUAUUCGGGAGUGUAAGGAAAGAGACAUACAUUUUGCGUUUCUCCCAUCUUAUUCCUCACAUCUGACACAGCCCUUAGAUGUGGCCUUUUUCAGGCCAAUGCAAAUAGCCUGGAGAGAUAUCCUAUUCCAUUGGAAAAAAACAGAUGGGCGAGUACAGGCUACCCUUCCGAAAGCUUUAUUUCCACAACUUUUAAAAAAAAUACUCCAACGGCUUGAUGUCAAUGCAAAACAAAAUAUUCUAUCUGGUUUUUCAAAAGCUGGUAUAAGUCCAUUGAACCGAAGAAUUGUCUUAGAUGGGCUACCAAAUAACUAUGAAAGAGAAGAUUCCAUAUUCAGUAUAGAAAAUGUGGAUGAGACAGUAUCUAUAUAAAUAAAAAUAAUAAUAAUA
Aricia agestis (brown argus) is the source of this 2648-nucleotide messenger RNA. RefSeq lists its product as uncharacterized. The record is from RefSeq and is a predicted model, not a curated record. Lineage: Eukaryota; Metazoa; Arthropoda; Insecta; Lepidoptera; Lycaenidae. Gene Ontology annotation, molecular function: DNA binding. The coding region runs from base 42 to 2630 and encodes 862 amino acids. Gene Ontology annotation, cellular component: nucleus. The transcript is spliced from 5 exons.